Molecule: messenger RNA, 1353 nt
Organism: Tripterygium wilfordii
Lineage: Eukaryota; Viridiplantae; Streptophyta; Magnoliopsida; Celastrales; Celastraceae
Product: OVARIAN TUMOR DOMAIN-containing deubiquitinating enzyme 2-like
Exons: 8
Coding region: 512-1078 (188 amino acids)
Biological process (GO): protein deubiquitination; endoplasmic reticulum unfolded protein response
Cellular component (GO): nucleus; cytosol
Molecular function (GO): cysteine-type deubiquitinase activity
Source: RefSeq, a predicted model, not a curated record
UUCUAUGGCUAAUUGUUGCAACUUGCAAACUCAAGUUCUCCAAUUAGGUUCUUACAAACCCUUUCUUGGUUUGGUAAUAUGAUACCAGACUGCGUGUUUGUGAAGCUGGUGAUUGCUUAAUUAGCGUGAUCUUUGUUGGGAAGGGUUGAGUAAGUUUUUAUGUAUGACAAUAUGGGUAGUAAAGAGCUGUCAACUUUUUUCAGAUAACUGGUCACACUAUUUAAUGGGUGUCCUGCUUCACCGGACUUAAUCAAAUUUGCAGGAUCUUCUUGUGUGCUUCUAGGCUUCCCGUAAUUAGCUUUGAAUUUGCAUCUUCGUUCCUAGGAAUUCAUUUAUGAUGUCAAUGAGUUGGUGUUAAGAUGAAUAUGGAACACCUAUAUACUUUCUGAUAUUGACUUUUCAUUUCGAAGAGCUGAUGAAAUUGUGAUUGUUUGCAGUUGUAUAUCUAUAAGUAACAUGGAAGGAAUUAUCAUUAGAAGGGUUAUUCCGUCAGACAAUAGCUGCCUUUUCAAUGCAGUAUGUUAUGGACCAUGACAAACACAAAGCUCGAGAGUUGAGACAGGUCAUUGCUGCAACAGUGGCUAGUGAUCCCCAAAAAUAUUCUGAAGCAUUUCUUGGAAAGGCAAAUGCAGACUAUUGUACGUGGAUUCUUGACCCAGAGAAGUGGGGAGGUGCCAUUGAGCUGUCAAUAUUAGUAGAUUACUAUGGGCGUGAAAUCGCAGCAUAUGAUAUUCAAACCAUGCGAUGUGAUGUGUAUGGUCAGGACAAGGGGUAUUCUGAAAGAGCACUACUGAUUUACGAUGGGCUCCAUUAUGAUGCUUUAGCUAUGACUCCAUUUGAGGAAGCACCAGAGGAAUUUGACCAAACUAUAUUUCCUGUACGGAAGGACAGGUCCGUUGGGCCUGUUGAGGGGCUUGCUGUUAAUCUUGUUAAAGAACAACAAAGAAAGAGGAGUUACACAGACACUGCGAACUUCACUUUGCGCUGUGGGGUGUGCCAAAUCGGAGUCAUUGGCCAGAAGGAGGCUGUGGAGCAUGCACAAGCAACAGGUCACGUAAACUUUCAAGAAUAUCGAUGAUUGAAACUGCGAGGUACACAUUAGCAGAUAUUUGCCCAUUAGAUUCUGUUCGGGCUCCUCUUGAACUAGCCAAAUGAAUUAUUAUGUGGGUCAAUUAAAUAAGUUGGUCAUUGGAUUAUGAAGUAACAAUAAUGUUGUAGAAAUAUUUACUCUUCUUCAAAACACAUCUACAGGUCUAUUAGACUAUUCCUGCAACUCCUCUAUUACUGAGCCAAAUGUUCGCCUGUGUUUUAAUAAUCAAUAAUGAAAUGUUUAUUAUGUUGAUUUUCGAUUAA